Molecule: messenger RNA, 1657 nt
Organism: Scophthalmus maximus (turbot)
Lineage: Eukaryota; Metazoa; Chordata; Actinopteri; Pleuronectiformes; Scophthalmidae
Gene: mrm3a
Product: mitochondrial rRNA methyltransferase 3a
Exons: 5
Coding region: 218-1576 (452 amino acids)
Biological process (GO): RNA processing
Molecular function (GO): RNA methyltransferase activity; RNA binding
Source: RefSeq, a predicted model, not a curated record
CAGUAAGUAGCUGAGGUCGUUCUAUACAGUUCUGUAAAACAAGAGAAGAAGAAGGAGUGCGACGACGCCGAAGUCAGCUUACGAUUCGACAGUCAAGGGGAACUUUUAAUAUUUAGCGAAUUUCCACAACUCUUACCUUUUAUUCAGAAGUAAAACAAAGGGUACAGUACCCUUUAAGCGGUGUUUCGGAAGCGAACUUCAGCAGCGCGCAGGAGACAUGGCCGCCUACGUGAGGAGCGUGUUGUGCCUGGUGUCCAGAGAGCAACGCUCCUUUCUAACGAGCGACAGCGGCCGUGUGGUUGUGGCGGCCAAACGGUACGUCCGCGGACUGAGGAGGAGACCUGUCGCGGUGUUGUUUCCCGACGACGAGGCGGCUCCGGUGGCGAAGAGCUGCAGGCCCGCAGAGCAGCACGUGCAGAGGGAGAGGAAGGAGCCGGCGGCGGCGGAGCGUCUGGAGGGAAGAGGCCCCGUCGAGGCGAAGGGCAGAGAACACGCACCUGCGAAGUAUGCGUUCAGCAAUGUCACCAAGGACCAAGUGGACGGACUGCGCUUCGAGAGGGCUCUGCCCGGAGAUAAGAGACUGGCGAGGUUAGCGAGCGUCGCCCGUUCCAGGACGUUCCGAGAGCAGCAGGGUAAGAUCCUCCUGGAGGGCAGGCGUUUGAUCUGUGACGCCCUGGAGGCUGGCGCCAGCCCGCAGAUGGUGUUCUUCAGUACAGUGGAUCGGCUGAGGGAGCUGCCCAUAGACAAGCUGAAGAGGGCCACGCUGGUCAAGGUCAAGUUUGAGGACAUCAAGACCUGGUCUGACCUCGUGGCUCCACAGGGGGUGAUCGCCAUAUUUUCCCGUCCGGACCCAUCACGGCUAAACUUCGCAAAUACGGGUCAUUCGGUGCCGUUGUCCCUGAUAUGCGACAAUGUGCGAGACCCAGGCAACCUUGGGACCAUGCUGCGAUGUGCUGCUGCAGCCGGAUGCUACAAUGUCCUGCUCACCAAGGGCUGUGUUGAUGCUUGGGAGCCUAAAGUUCUGCGUGCAGCUAUGGGCGCGCAUUUCCGCCUUCCCAUCUAUCCCAACUUGGCCUGGGGUGAUGUUGAAAGUCAUCUCCCUAAACCCGUGACUGUCCAAGUGGCUGACAGCGGCUGUGGCCGCGACAGAAGUAGAGAAACAGAAGAUUUGCAAGUUAACGUGUCCCACAAACCCUCCAAAGCAGGAGACUAUGGCUGGGUGAGCACAAGGCGCAGUCACAGUAACGUGCGCCAUGAGGAAUACGAUUCUGACUCUGACUCUGACAAUGAGGGACUUUCACUCCCUAGAAUUGACGCCAAGCUGUACCAUGAGAGCUGGGCUCAGAGUCCAACUGCUCUUGUGAUCGGUGGUGAGACGCAAGGUCUAAGUCUAGAAGCAGCCGAGUUGGCUGAGAGGACUGGAGGCCACAGGCUCUUUAUUCCUGUCGUACCUGAUGUGGACAGCUUGAAUUCAGCCAUGGCAGCCAGUAUCCUUUUGUUUGAGGGCAGGAAGCAGCUGUUAAAACUAAUGCAAACAUCUGGAAAGAAAUGGAAAGCUGAUGGGCAGUUUUCAUGAUGUUCCCUGUAAAGAAUUCAUGUUAUUUUUUUUGCCUUGUGCCUUUGUUUAAUAAAAUGGCUCACACUAAAUUAUCUUCAA